This is a messenger RNA of Balearica regulorum gibbericeps (East African grey crowned-crane), 880 nucleotides long. NCBI's taxonomy places the organism in Eukaryota, Metazoa, Chordata, Aves, Gruiformes, Gruidae. The record is from RefSeq and is a predicted model, not a curated record.
UCUCAAGGUUGACAGAGAGGUUUGUGAAUGGGGUGGAUAUAUUAAUGGACACAUUCUGGAGAAUAUGGACUGAUUUGUUAGAUGUUCUUGGAAUUGAUGCCUCCAACUUGACUCAUUAUUUCAGCCCAGCGGCAAUUGCCAACAACCCGACCCGUGCUCUUCUACUGAUCGGUGCCAUUUUACUUGCCUAUUGGUUUUUAUCUCUCUUCCUUGGAUUCUUCUUCUAUCUCCUGCACAUGCUGUUUGGUCGCUUUUUCUGGAUUGCGAGGGUUGCCCUUUUCACACUCUCGUGCGUGUACAUCCUCCAGAAGUACGAAGGUGACCCAGAACACGCAGUCCUGCCUCUCUGCUUUGUUGUAGCAGUCUACUUCAUGACGGGGCCGGUUGGAUUUUACUGGAGGAGAAACAACAACAGCAGCCUUGAGGAGAAGAUGGACCACCUGGAUAAUCAGAUCAGACUUCUGAACAUACGUCUUUCUAGGGUGAUUGAAAACCUGGACAGAGGCAGUGACCAGUGAACCAACCCCUGUAGACCACUGUACACCAGCUCUAGAAAAUUCCUAAGCACUGUCUCAUUCAAAGUUACAAAGCAACAAAACAUCACAUGGUAAAAAGUAUUCAAAGUUAUAACUUUUCAUCAUGUGUAAGACUAAUUUAUCUAGAUUAUACACUCAGCCAUUAUACUUGUAGGAAAAAAGAAAAACAUUUAAAAAAUUCAGCUGUAUAUUCAGAGAGUUUUAUCCAGUACUAGAAUUUUCUCAGUAGAUAAACGCUUACUUUUACAAGCAUUUAAAAACAUCUUUUGUAAAGUUUUUAUAAAAGCAAAUUGAGUAGUCUUUCAAAUAUUGAAAUUCAGCUAAACAUAUGCAAAUUUGACACU